AUGGAGCGACUUUUCAAGAUGGAACCGAAGGCCUUGAGAGACCGUUUGGGCGACAGUCAUAAUGGCUUCCUCCCGGGGAACCUCCUGCAGCAAUCAGAUGGAACCUUGAUUGUCAACAACGUCGGACGGUCCGGGCCCGUUGGCCGCGAAAUCCCACCCGAGAAACGGUCGCCGCUCUGGACGGGUCCGACAUUCUCCUUUGAGGCCGAAAUCCGGGCACGCCGAGCAGCCUGA
Messenger RNA from Sporothrix brasiliensis 5110, 234 nucleotides. RefSeq lists its product as uncharacterized. The record is from RefSeq and is a predicted model, not a curated record. Bases 1 to 234 code for a protein of 77 amino acids. The transcript is spliced from 2 exons. NCBI's taxonomy places the organism in Eukaryota, Fungi, Ascomycota, Sordariomycetes, Ophiostomatales, Ophiostomataceae.